Molecule: messenger RNA, 1732 nt
Organism: Rhododendron vialii
Lineage: Eukaryota; Viridiplantae; Streptophyta; Magnoliopsida; Ericales; Ericaceae
Product: cytochrome P450 85A-like
Exons: 9
Coding region: 121-1515 (464 amino acids)
Biological process (GO): sterol metabolic process
Molecular function (GO): oxidoreductase activity, acting on paired donors, with incorporation or reduction of molecular oxygen; heme binding; monooxygenase activity
Source: RefSeq, a predicted model, not a curated record
CCUGUCCAAUGAUUCAACAUUCAUUCAUAUGAUUCUGAGCCAAACCCAUAUCAUUAACUUACAGCAAAACCAUUGAAGAGGGUUCAAUUUUGUUCAGAGCUUCUAAAUUGGGAGCAAAAAAUGGAGAUUGUGAUGGUGGGGGUUUGCAUGUUGGCCAUGGGGUUCUUUCUUUGCUUUGGUCUUCUGAAGUGGAAUGGGAUAAGGUACAGUGGGAAAGGGUUGCCUCCAGGGACUAUGGGAUGGCCUGUCUUCGGAGAGACAACGGAGUUUCUGAGGCAAGGUCCAGAUUUCAUGAAACACAAGAGAGCAAGAUAUGGAAGUGUUUUCAAGUCCCACAUACUAGGUAGUCCUACGAUUGUGUCCAUGGAUCCAGAGCUCAACAGAUACAUCCUCCUGAAUGAAGGAAAGGGUCUUGUCCCCGGCUACCCUCAAUCCGCGCUCGACAUACUAGGGAAAUCCAACAUUGCUGCUGUACACAGAUCCGAUCACAGACGCAUACGAGGAUCAUUUCUCUCUCUCGUCAACCCUUCCAUGCUCAAAGACCAACUCCUUCCCAAGAUCGAUAAGAACAUGAGAAUCCACCUCCGCGAUUUGCAAGGCAAAACUAUUGAUAUCCAAAUGAUAACCACUGAUAUGGCUUUGCUGAUAGCCUUCAAGCAGAUAAUGGAAAUUGAAUCAGAUUCUAUCUAUGAGGCUUUCAAAGCAGAGUUUGAUAAGCUGAUGGCGGGGACACUUUCGCUGCCAAUCAACAUUCCCGGAACAACUUACCAUCGUGGUUUCCUGGCAAGAAAGAGUGUCCUUGGAAUUUUGAGAGAUGUCAUGGAGGAGAGGAGAAAUUCCUUGAUGAAGAAUUAUGACAUGCUGGACUAUCUGCUAAAGGAAGAGGAUCCAAGAUACAAACUCAAUGAUGAGGAAAUUCUUGAUCAAGUAGUUAUGAUUCUAUAUUCGGGUUUCGAAACCGUAUCGACUACUUCAAUGAUGGCCAUCAAGUAUCUUCAUGAUCAUCCAUCAGCUCUUCAAGAAAUCAGAGAUGAGCAUUUUGCAAUAAGAGGAAGGAAAAAGCCAGAAGAGCCACUUGACUGGAACGAUUACAAGUCGAUGGUUUUUACGCGUGCGGUGAUAUUUGAAACAUCAAGAUUGGCCACAGUUGUCAACGGGGUUUUGAGAAAGACAACCGAAGGAAUGGAAUUGAACGGAUAUUUUAUCCCAAGAGGAUGGAGAAUCUAUGUUUAUACAAGGGAGAUCAAUUACGAUCCUUUCCUAUAUCCAGAGCCUCAGAAAUUUAAUCCGUGGAGAUGGCUGGAAAAGAGCUUGGAAUCUCACAACUACUGCUUCUUGUUUGGAGGGGGAACCAGGCUUUGUCCGGGAAAGGAGUUGGGAAUAGUUACAAUUGCGAUAUUCCUUCACUACUUCGUCACUAGAUACAGAUGGGAAGAAGUUGGGGAAGAGAAGCUUCUAAAAUUCCCUAGAGUUGAAGCACCAAAUGGAUUGCACGUGAGGGUGUCGAAGUACUAACAUUUUGAACUCGGUAGAAAUAUGCAGAAAUUUAGCGUAAACAGAACUGAAGAACAUUUUGUCUUUGAACAUAAUGAAAAUUUCAUGUUCCUGUUCAACACAUUCAAAUUGGAGUCCUGAAACUUGUCUAGACAUAGCUGUAAUGCAAUCCGUCCCCAUUCAAUCCCUUACUGGGUAUCCAAUAACAUGGUCUAAUUUAAUGCCGAAGUUCACGCGG